GAUCAGCUGGUACAUUGUUAUUGUUUUAAAGUAGGUUACGCACUGUGUCGUUUGAAACAGGUUUUGCUUUACCUGCCGUUGAACUAGACCUAGAAUCUAUAUUCUAGAUCUACUGUUCAUUCAACAAGGAAGUAAAAGCAUGAAACAUUUGAUUCAAGAUGAAUAAUCAACCUCCAAAGUCUAAAUUAGAAAAUUGUCCAUCCAUUUUGCUUGAAGAUCAUGAAAAUACUGUGCUUUUCGAGACAAUGGGAAGAUUUUCUACUUCCCUGGCAACAGGUGUUGUGCAGCUCUAUUUGGCAGAGCAAGCUGACCGUAACAGAUGGAGCAAAAUACAUUGUGGUGUUGCAUGUUUUGUAAAAGAUUCCUCAAAGAGAUCCUUUUUUUUCAGACUUUAUGAUAUAAAGAAACAGAAGUUGCUAUGGGAACAAGAACUUUAUAGUCAGCUGGUCUACAAAGCACCUAGAGACUAUUUUCAUACUUUUGAAGGGGAUAACUGUCAAGUUGGUUUAAACUUUAGCAGUGAGGAUGAAGCAGUUAAAUUUAAAAAGGUGGUUCAGGAUAAGAUUGCAAUCCGGCAAAAGCGUAAACUACAGCGAAAACAGCGCAUGAGUGCCUCAAUGUCAGGAAACACAUCCGCUCCAACAACACCGGUACCCUUGCCUCCAAGAAACAAUAUGAGCCCCAUUGUGUCCCCUCAGCCAGUGUUUGUGCACAGUGUUGAACUGAGUAAGGUUAACAACAGCGUCCAGAAUGUUGACAAAAACAAAAAGAACCAAGAAAAUAAGAAAGAUGGGAAAAGAAAACUUACUAAGGCGGACAUUGGAACACCCUCCAACUUUAUACAUGUUACCCAUCUGGGGUGGGACCCUGACAAAGGACUUCAGCUGGAUCAGCUAAACCCUGAAAUGCAAGCAGUGUUUAAGUCCCUAAAUAUAGAUGCUAACUCCAACAUUGACAAGGAUACUUUGGAAUUUAUUCAAGAGUUUGUAGAGAACAAUGGUGGGUUGGAGGCAGUGAGGAAUGAAAUAAGGUCAGGGAGAAUACAAACAGUGUCACACACUGACAACAGAAAGCAGUCUAAUAAUCUUCCCCCUUCUCUCCCUUCUCGAGAAAACCACCCCCUCCCCGCACCACCAAGGGCGGCAGCACCAUCUCCUCCCAGUGCACCACUACCCCCACCCCCUCGACCUAGCGGUCAGCCAGGGAGGAGUGCCCCUCCCCCACCCCCAGGAAGGAACAUGCCCCCUCUGCCAGCUACACCCCAACAGUCCCACUCCAGACAACCACCCCCACCCCCACCUACAGGUGGUCCUCCGCCACCUCCACCACCACCACCACCUCUCAUGGGUGGCCCACCACCACCACCGCCUCCAAUGGGUGGCCCUCUACCACCCCCUCCACCACCUUUUGGAGACGAAACAUCAGGAAGGGCUGCUUUACUCUCUGACAUAAGUUCAGGCAUCCAGUUGAAACCUACUGAAACAAGGGACAGAACUGUUGACCCUAGAAAUGACCUCCUCAGUGCUAUCCAAAAAGGAACAGCUCUCAAAAAAGUGGAUGCUAGUGAGCGCCUGUCCAUAGCUCCCCCAACUGAUGCGGAUGGUUUGGUUGGGGCCUUAGCCCGGGCCCUGGCCAAUCGACAAAAACACAUCCAGGGAUCAGAUGAUGAGGAUGAUGACGAUGAUGAUGACGAAGAUGAUGAUGAGUGGGACUCUUAAAUUGUUGUAUAUGAUUUAUAAUAUUACAGUUGAUGCCUAUAUUUAUUUCAAAUAUAUUUUCAUUUAAUAGUUCUAUUUAAGUCUAGUAGAAUAUGGUUUUGUUGUUUUAUUAGUUUAUGUAAAUAUUUAAUUAAAAUUAAAAUAUUAAUAGUUUCUUUGUGUAUGUCCAAACAUUGUUAGUUUUGAAAACUUUUGGUUUGUUUGGAACUAGUAACUAGUUUGUGAUAGUAACAAUUUUUUACAUUUUUCAACAUUAUUAUGUAAA
Physella acuta is the source of this 1983-nucleotide messenger RNA. Its product is annotated as actin nucleation-promoting factor WASL. Gene Ontology annotation, cellular component: actin filament. The record is from RefSeq and is a predicted model, not a curated record. Gene Ontology annotation, molecular function: actin binding. Lineage: Eukaryota; Metazoa; Mollusca; Gastropoda; Physidae. Gene Ontology annotation, biological process: actin filament polymerization.